This is a messenger RNA of Cheilinus undulatus (humphead wrasse), 1045 nucleotides long. It is a transcript of the gene mrpl47, whose product is annotated as mitochondrial ribosomal protein L47. The record is from RefSeq and is a predicted model, not a curated record. The transcript has 7 exons. Lineage: Eukaryota; Metazoa; Chordata; Actinopteri; Labriformes; Labridae. Gene Ontology annotation, cellular component: mitochondrial large ribosomal subunit; mitochondrial ribosome. The coding region runs from base 5 to 784 and encodes 259 amino acids. Gene Ontology annotation, molecular function: structural constituent of ribosome. Gene Ontology annotation, biological process: mitochondrial translation.
AAAGAUGGCGGCGUCCCUUACGACAGGACGCGUUUUGACACUUUGCAAGCAGUUUCAAAAUGUUUGUAGGAUAUCCUCAACUGUAAAUGCACAGAAAUGUACCUCUAUCUUGAGCAAAUACCAGUCUACUCUUAACAGGGAAAAGUCUCCAUUUGUCGCCCUCUCUCGGUUCAGUCCCAGCAGCUCCGUGUCUCAAUGCCGAGCCCUUCAUACCACCAUUAGCAGAAGAGGAAUUGAAGAGUUCUUUGACCUUCCUGAGAAUUGGGGAGAAGCCACUGUGAAGUCAGGUGCACCAUGGACUGCCAAACAAUUGAGAACAAAGAGCAAUGAAGAUCUACAUGCACUUUGGUAUGUGCUGUUAAAAGAAAAGAACAUGUUGCUCACAAUUGAGCAGGAAGCAAAACGGCAAAGGGUUGCGAUGCCAAGUCCAGAAAGACUAAAGAAGGUUGAGCGGUCAAUGAUUAGACUUGAGACAGUGGUGAAAGAGAGAGAGACAGCACUGCGUCUGCUGCAGACAGGACAGGAGAAAGGCAGACCAGGCGCAUGGAGGAGGAACGUAUUUGGAUAUGUUUACUGGUAUCGAUUCAAAGAGUAUGCUAUUCCUUGGUACAUGAAUAAGCGAUACAAGCGAAAGAAGUUCUACACCCCCAAGUUUGUUGACCCCUACAUAAGGCUGCGCAUAGAGAAACAUCUCAGAGACAAGGCCAGGAAAGCUAAUAUGAAGAGGGACACUGAGACCAAACUUAAGGAGAAGUUUCCUCACAUGAAAAUUACUGCAUCAUGAAACUGAAGCAGUUUACAGUCUGUGUUUCUGAGAGCUGUUAGCCUGACAUCUGUUCACACUCAAGGCCUUCUCAUCAUAUGAUGUUAACAAUGGUCUGACUCUGACCAGGGUAAUUAACAGAAGGCCUGAACCUCUUAUGCUGUGUAGAUUUUUCAGUGUAUUUGUGCAGCUUUAAUCCGAUCCUCCAAGAUAAAUUAUACUUUGUCACUGUCAAUUGUUUGGUCGUUGUUUUCAUACUUAUUAAAAUACAUCUCAUAUCAA